AUGCCCUGUCCCGUUACUGAGGUCUCGGGAAUGCCCUGUCCCGUUACUGAGGCCUCGGGAAUGCCCUGUCCCGUUACUGAGGCCUCGGGAAUGCCCUGUCCCGUUACUGAGGCCUCGGGAAUGCCCUGUCCCGUUACUGAGGCCUCGGGAAUGCCCUGUCCCGUUACUGAGGCCUCGGGAAUGCCCUGUCCCGUUACUGAGGCCUCGGGAAUGCCCUGUCCCGUUACUGAGGCCUCGGGAAUGCCCUGUCCCGUUACUGAGGCCUCGGGAAUGCCCUGUCCCGUUACUGAGGCCUCGGGAAUGCCCUGUCCCGUUACUGAGGCCUCGGGAAUGCCCUGUCCCGUUACUGAGGCCUCGGGAAUGCCCUGUCCCCUUACUGAGGCCUCGGGAAUGCCCUGUCCCCUUACUUGA
Molecule: messenger RNA, 411 nt
Organism: Oncorhynchus kisutch (coho salmon)
Lineage: Eukaryota; Metazoa; Chordata; Actinopteri; Salmoniformes; Salmonidae
Exons: 1
Coding region: 1-411 (136 amino acids)
Source: RefSeq, a predicted model, not a curated record